GUCCAAGCAACCCUUCUUUCCUGUAGACUUAGAGCCUCAGGCCUAGCCACAGUGUCAGAAUCUGCCACCCCCUGCGCUAAGGGUGCCCCAAGGCUACUGUGAGCAUGGCAGAAGCUCCUGCUGACCCGAGCACAGGAGACAAUCUGGAGCAAAAGACCCUGCAGGUGUUGAGUGAUGCCGGUGGCCCUGUGAAGAUUGGCCAGCUGCUAAAGAAGUGCCAAGUGCCCAAGAAAACCCUCAACCAAGUCCUUUACCGCCUGAAGACGGAGGGCAAAGUGUCCUCCCCAGCCCCUGCAACAUGGAGCUUAGGGCGGGAUGCUUCCGGAGAUGGGACUUGUGCAAUCCCCGAGGACUCCACUGCUCAGCCUAGCCUUGAGGAAAGAAUAUUAAGAUUCCUGGAGGCCCACGGACCACAAAGGGCCCUGCAUAUCGCCAAGGCUCUGGGGAUGACGACAGCCAAAGAAGUGAACCCACUCCUGUAUACCAUGAGGAGCAAGCACCUUCUGAGCCAUGACGGACAGAGAUGGAGCAUCUACCGCUCAAGUCAGGAAGGCCAAGAGCUAGCUCGUUCUGAAGUCAGACAAGAGUCCUCUAUGAUUAUUCAUCAGCAAAAUCCGAUCAACAUGAUCUGCCAACAAGGACCCAACAGCCAGAUCUCCAUUGCCAAAUCAAAAGCCAUCCAGAUUGGCCACGGGAACGUCAUGUUAAGACAGACAGCCUGUGGUGAACCAGGUCCCAGGACCCCUCACCAUGUCCCUCUACCGGUGCCAGAGGAUGCCUCUGCUCAGGACAGGCCCCCUGGUGCCCACGGAGCUCAGCACAUCCACAUGGACAAGUCCAUGCUCCGAUGCGUGCAGCUUGGUCACGGCAACGAGAUGAGGCUCGUGAGGGACCCUGGAGAACACUCCGCUUAUAGCUUUUCUGGCAGCCCCCCAGUGUCAACCACCACUGCUGACCCACAUACUUCAUUCAACAUGCAAACACCUGAGCCAGGCUCUCACCCUGAGGGAGACACAGCCCAGAGAGUCCACAUCAAAUCCUGCUUACUAGAGGAUGCCACCAUUGGUAACAGCAACAAGAUGACCAUCUACCCGAGGUCAAAGGGUGGAGUCGUGGAGCCUGGAGACAGCGAAGAGCCAAAGGGAGACACAGGUGCCAGCUCUGAAGCCACGCCUCCCAGAAGCUGCUUGCACAUGCUCAGUGACUCCAUCCUGCUCACCUGUGAGCUGAGAACUAUGUCUCUGGGAGACAGCAGCGCCCAGACCUCAGAACCUGUGCUUAGAGAGAAUGAAGUCCAGGACACGGAAAGCUGUCAGGCCCAGGACUGAGGGCUUCGUGCAUGCUGCACAAGGGCUACCCAUGCAGCCCCAGUCCUGGCCUAGGCCAUGCCCCUUCCAGUCUCUCUAGUCAUCUCUUCUUCCUGCCUGCCCUGACACGAGCAUCCCUUCUCCGCCAUGUCCUUCUGCCUUACCACAAGCCAGAAAGCAAUGGAGCCGUGGGACCACAGGCUGACCUCUCUGCCACCAUGAGCCAAAUCAACCUUUCCUGCCCCAGGAUCAAUCAACAAUCCAUCAAUCAAUCAACCAUAUGAGCCAGUUCUACCACUCCUGGGUGCUCACCAGAAGGGAAAAGUCAACACAGAGACAUCUCUGCAUACCCAUGUAGACUGUGGUCCUGUUUCCAGCAACUAAGAAAUGGAACCAACCUUGUUGUCCAGCAGUAAACGAUGGGUGAGUUGGAGUAUGCGCACAGCCACAAAAAAUACUGAGGUUGUCAUUGGCUGGAAGAAGAUGCAACCAGAAACCACCACGUUAAAUGAAUGGAAGCCAUUUUAGAAAGACAAAGGUCACAUUUUCUCUCUUUAGUGGCUCCUAGACUUUUUACAUAGAUUCUCAGCUCCGCCUGCACCAGGCCUGCCUGGACGCUGCCGUGCUCCCACCUUGAUGAUAACGGACUGAACCUCUGAACCUGUAAGCC
Messenger RNA from Grammomys surdaster, 1977 nucleotides. It is a transcript of the gene Zbp1, whose product is annotated as Z-DNA binding protein 1. The record is from RefSeq and is a predicted model, not a curated record. Gene Ontology annotation, cellular component: nucleus. Bases 105 to 1328 code for a protein of 407 amino acids. Gene Ontology annotation, biological process: positive regulation of type I interferon-mediated signaling pathway. The transcript is spliced from 8 exons. Gene Ontology annotation, molecular function: RNA binding; double-stranded RNA adenosine deaminase activity; DNA binding. Lineage: Eukaryota; Metazoa; Chordata; Mammalia; Rodentia; Muridae.